AUGAAGAAGAAAGGAAACAACAACAACAACAACAACGUUAUCAACAUACUUGAAAAAGAACAAGAUGAGAUUAGUAGUAGUUUUGGAGUAGGUCGCCGUCAACAACAACAAGCACACCAAGUAGAUGACAACGACGAUGAUAGGAACAACGCAGACGUAGAUUAUUUUGGUAAUGCUACUCAGGUCUCUUCAGCUGAUGAUAAUAAUCAAUCUGAUGAGGACGAGGAUGAGGAAGAUGAAGAUAAAGAACAAGAUGAAGAUGAAGACUAUUACUAUAAAUCAAAAUUAAAGAAUAGACAAAGAAGAAAUAGUAAUAGAAAAUUAAAGAGGAGUAUACUGCAACUUGAAGAAGAAGAUGAACAUGAACAACCUCAAAUAAUAUCAUCAUCUGAUGAGGAUCCUCUUUCAACUCAGGCUGCACUAGAGUCUGCAUUGGUCAUGUCAAAAGAUACAGCUGCUGGUGUUUUGAGUGAAUGGUUUAAGCCAGUACCCGUUCUUUCUGCAACUCAAUUGGAACAACAAUUAAAACAAAAGAAACAACAACAACAACAACAAAAGAAUGCUACUACGAUGUCCCCUUCACAAACAAAACGAAUCAAAGUAUUAAACAUUGACAAGGUUAAUGAUAUCGAAAAUUUAAAUGAUAACAUUCUUUCAAGUAUUUUGGAAAGAAAGAAAAAUAAUAAUAAUCUUGUAAAGGGUACUAUAUUAUCAUCUUUAACUAAAAGUGGUGUAAUCAAUAAUCAAAGUAAUAAUGGUUCUAAACAAUCAUCAUCAUCAUCAUCGACAUCUACAUCAUCGACAAAACAACCUAUUAAAUCACCUGCACCAACACCACCACCACUAAACAACAAAUCCAAUAGUAAUAAUAGUAGUAGUCCAAAACCAACACCAACAGCACAAAACAAACCCAAUGGUAGUCCUAAACCUAUGACUCCAAACAAAACUAAUAGUAAAACCAACAGCAGCAGUAUUAAUGGUAGUCCUAAACAGACACCAACUAAACUAAUAUUUACAUCACCAAGUACUCCUACUCCAUCAACCAUUUCUACAACAAAUAAUAAUAAUAAUCAAAAUAAUCAUACACAAUUUAAUAAUGAUGGUACACCAAUUUUUACGUUACCACCACCAUGUUCACCAUUUAAACUUGUUACACAACAAGAUACACCAUUAUCAACAUGUAAAUCCAAUAAUAGUGAAGAUUCAUUUGAAUUUGAUCUUUCACCCUAUUCUAUCCCAUCUACUCCUUUAUAUGCAUCACCAUUUAAACCAAUUGGAAUUUUCGAUCCACAAACUGCAGCCGAACAACCUUCACAAGACUCUUUUUCAUUUAGUUUUGAUAGUCAACAUAAUAAUAAUAAUAAUAAUAAUAAUAAUAAUAAUAAUAAUAAUAAUAAUAAUAAUAAUAAUAAUAAUAAUAAUUAUAAUAGUAAUAAUUUAUUCAAUUUAUUUUCUCAACAACAAAAUCAAACCGCUCCAUUGUCGGGUCCAACUCAUCAUAAUAGAUAUGAAAGAUUAAUAGCAUUACAUAUAAAUUAUGAAAUAGUAGAUCAUCGACCAUUUAACAUUCACAAAAAGACAAUUAGAGGAUUAGAUGAAAAGCGUCAAAUCGAGAGAACCGUCAUUUUAUUUGGAGAAUGGAUUUAUACACCCAUUCAAGCAGGUGAUAUUUUCAAUGUUAUAGGAGAGUUUGUAAACAAUCAAAUAGAAAUUACGAAUCAAAAAAACCUUUUGGUUUUGCAUCCAGAUAUUUUAAUCACUGGUACCGAAUUGGGUGGUAGUUUUUCAUGUUCACGUCGGUCACUGUUAAAGAAUCAAUUCUCUGGUGAAUAUUCAUUGGUACCAUUGUAUGGAAACAUUGUACAUGAAAUCUAUCAAAAAUGUCUUGCCAGCAAUCGAUUCACAAUCGAUGCAAUCAAUAUCUACAAGAAUGAGGUUCUACUCGAUCCCAACUAUUCACUCAAACUUUCAUCGUUGGGUGUGACACAUCAAGAAGCACAUCAACAUGUUGGUCAGUGGGUUGAUGUGAUUGCCAGUUGGGGCAGUUUGUUCAUGUCAUCUCAAAACAGUAAGCGGAAUAUCAUGGAGAUUGAUGGUAAAAAUUAUCACGUUCAAAUAACCAGGGUAUUGGAUAUAGAAGAAAAUAUUUGGUCUCCCAUGUAUGGUCUCAAGGGUAAAAUAGAUUCGAGUGUCGAAGUUAAAUUGACUCCUCCCUAUGAUCCAAACAAUGCCAAAAAAGGAAAAUUUCAACCUCCAACAGAAAAACCAAUCUAUUUAAACGUUCCACUAGAAAUUAAAACUGGUAAACCUUAUCAAGUUCCAUUUAUUUCUCAUGUUUCUCAAGUUUUAAUUUAUAUUUUAAUGAUGAAUGAUAGAUAUAAUCAAAAUACAACUUUAGGAUUAUUAUAUUAUUUAAAAAACAAAAAUGAAAAGGUUGGAAAAAAUUAUGGUAUUAUGCAUCCAAUCUUACCAAAUGUUAAUGUUCUUCGUUCAUUAAAUGUUGCAAGAAAUAUUUAUGUAAAUUAUUUAAAUCAAAAUGCAAGACCAGUUCUCGUCCCCAAUCCAGUUUUACCAAAUAUGCUCAAAAAUCCACACUCUUGUUCAAAAUGUUUCUUUUCCGAUUGUUGCCUAAUCUAUCACAAAUCAAUUGAAAAUGGAACCCCAGAAUCAAGUGGUGUUCCUGAUUUAUUUAAAUUUAAAACUUCUCAUUUAAAACAAACUCAUAUAGAUUUUUUAAAGAAAUGGAACAAAUUAAUUACAUUAGAAUCAGAAUCAAAUAAGAAUCCACUUAUUCAUCAAACUUGGAAUUAUCCACCAAUUGUAAAAGAAGAAAAAGGAUUUUGUAUAGGAUCAUGUGAACUUUUAGAUGAAAAAGUUGUUAGUGGAGGAGUGAUUUAUAAUUUUUUUAUUAAAUCAAAUGCUACCAAUAUAUCAUUUUUCCAAGGUGAUUAUGUUACAAUGAGUAUAGAAAACUUAUAUUAUGGAAUGGGUUUUGGACAAGUUCAAGAAAUGAAAGGAAAUGAAAUAUCAAUUGUUUGUCGUGAAAAGAUAUCAGAACCACCAACUAUAAUAGAACAAUCACAUGACCAAAAAUCAAACAGUAGAGUAAAAUCAUUGAUUGAAGUUGAAUAUGAAGAUGAUUAUUCUCAAAGUACCCAAAGAAAAUAUUUUUCAAAAAGAGACAUUUUAAAUAGAAAGCAAGGUACAAAUAAUCAAUACACUUGGAGAAUUGACAAGGAUGAAAGUUCAUCUAGUACAUCGAUUAUUAAAAAUAAUCUGUUUCAACUCUUUAUGCCACCAACUAUCAACGACGAAAGAGAAAGACAUAUGGCAAGAUUAAGAGAAUUAUUGGUUGAUCUUGUUGAACCUCAAUUUGAUCCAAAUCAUUUAAAUAAUAUUGAUCAAAAUUUAUUCAAUAAUUUAAAUAAUGAUCAAAGAUUAGCAAUUAAAAAAGUAUUAUCAGCAAAAGAUUAUGCUUUGAUAUUGGGAAUGCCAGGUACAGGAAAAUCAACAACGUUAUCACAAUUGGUAAAGAUUUUGUCUUCACAAAAAAAGACAAUGUUGAUUACAUCGUAUUCACACGUUUCUUUAGACAACCUUUUAAUUAAGUUUGUCGAAGCUGGCGUGGAAAACUUUCUUCGCCUUUCAUCAAAUAUCAACCAAGUUAACCCUGCCAUUCAAAAAUAUACAAUUGAUGGAUACCAAAAACAAUUGGUGACAACCGACAUUAUUGGCGAAAUGAAAUCAUUCCUCGAGAAUCAAACCAUUGUGGCUACUACAUGUCUUGGUAUCAAUCAUCCUUAUUUUAAUCCAACCCGUGUAUUUGAUUAUUGUCUCAUUGAUGAAGCAUCUCAAAUUACUCAACCAAUUUGUUGGGGUUUAUUUAGAUAUUGUAAAAAGUUUAUUUUAUUUGGUGAUCAUUAUCAAUUGCCACCAUUAGUAAAUAAUGGACAAUCAAAAAAAUUAGGAAUGGAUGAAAGUUUAUUUAAACAUUUAAAUUCAGCUCAUCCAAAUUCUGUUAGUUUUCUUUAUUAUCAGUAUAGAAUGAAUAAUGAAAUUAUGUCAAUAUCGAAUCAUUUAAUUUAUAAUAAUCGAUUAAAAUGUGGUGACGAGAGAGUUGCCAAGGGUAUUAUGAACCAAUUGGAUGCUGACAAGAUAAGACAAUCCAAACAAGAGGAUUGGGUCAUUCAAUGUUGUUUACCCGAGAAUAAGGUUUUAUUUGUAGAUAUUGAUCAAUUGCCAAAUUCAAAAGAGGAAUCUAUUGGUGAUUUGUAUUACAACCAAACAGAAGCAAAGAUGAUUGGGCAAUGUGUACGUUUACUCAUAGAUGCUGGAGCGAGUCAAUCGUCGAUUGGAAUCAUAUCACCAAACAGAAUUCAACUUAAAUAUCUCAAACAAGAAAUGGACGCCAAUACAUUGGUCGAUAUUUUUACAAUUGAUAGAUACCAAGGAAAGGACAAGGACUGUAUCAUCAUCAGUAUGGUCAGAAAUAACGAUAAAUCAUUAAUUGGUGAUCUUUUAAAGGAUUGGAAAAGAUUAAAUGUAUCAGUGACAAGAGCUAAAAAGAAAUUAUUAAUAUUUGGUAGUCGUUCCACUUUAACUACUGAUCCUCUCUACCAAGAUUUAAUUGAUCAUUUUAAAAAACAUAAUUGGAUUCUAACAAUAAACUAA
Molecule: messenger RNA, 4671 nt
Organism: Cavenderia fasciculata
Lineage: Eukaryota; Evosea; Eumycetozoa; Acytosteliales; Cavenderiaceae
Product: DEAD/DEAH box helicase domain-containing protein
Exons: 6
Coding region: 1-4671 (1556 amino acids)
Molecular function (GO): single-stranded DNA helicase activity; 5'-3' DNA helicase activity
Source: RefSeq, a predicted model, not a curated record